Molecule: messenger RNA, 1402 nt
Organism: Ochotona princeps (American pika)
Lineage: Eukaryota; Metazoa; Chordata; Mammalia; Lagomorpha; Ochotonidae
Gene: GPR25
Product: G protein-coupled receptor 25
Exons: 1
Coding region: 1-1107 (368 amino acids)
Biological process (GO): G protein-coupled receptor signaling pathway; immune response
Cellular component (GO): membrane
Molecular function (GO): G protein-coupled receptor activity
Source: RefSeq, a predicted model, not a curated record
AUGCGCCCCACCGAGCCCUGGAGCCCCGGGUGGGGGCUGCCGUCCUGGGACUACUCAGGCUCGGGCGCACUGCUGGAUCUGGAGCUAGAGCUGUGCCCGUCCCGGGAUCUGCCCUACAGCUACGCCUACAUCCCCGCGCUCUACCUGGCGGCCUUCGCCCUGGGCCUGCUGGGCAACAGCUUUGUGGUGUGGCUGCUGCUGGCACGGCGGCGCGGGCCGCGGCGACUGGUGGACACCUUCGUGCUGCAUCUGGCGGCCGCCGACCUGGGCCUGGUGCUCACGCUGCCGCUGUGGGCCGUGGCGGCGGCGCGCGAGGGCCACUGGCCCUUUGGCGAAGGCCUCUGCAAGCUCAGCAGCUUCGCGCUGGCCGCGUCGCGCUGUGCGGGUGCGCUGCUGCUGGCAGGCCUGAGCGUCGACCGCUACCUGGCCGUGGUGUGGCUGCUGGACGCGCGGCCACGGCGCACGCCGCGCUGCGCCCUGGCCGCCUGCUGCGGCGUCUGGGCCGCGGCAGUCCUGGCUGGCCUGCCGGCGCUCGUCUACCGCGGGCUGCAGCCGCUGCCUGCCGGCGCGGGCAGCCAGUGUGGAGAGGAGCCCUCUGACGCCUUCCAGGGCCUUGGCCUGCUGUUACUGCUGCUCACCUUCGUGCUGCCGCUGGCAGUCUCGGUCUUCUGCUACUGCCGCAUUUCGUGCCGCCUGCGCCGACCGCCGCACGUGGGCCGCGCCCGCAGCAACUCGCUGCGCAUCAUCUUCGCGGUCGAGAGCACCUUCGUGGGCUCCUGGCUGCCUUUUGGCGCCCUGCGGGCCAUCUUCCACCUGGCGCGCCUCGGAGCCCUGCCGCUGCCCUGCCCCCUGCUGCUGGCGCUGCGCUGGGGCCUGGCCGUCGCCACCUGCCUGGCCUUCGUUCACAGCUGCGCCAACCCGAUCAUCUACCUCCUGCUGGACCGCUCCUUCCGCGCCCGGGCCCGACUCAGGUUCUGCGGGCGCGCACACCUCGGAAUGCGCCGGGUCGGCUCGGCCUCGUCGCUCUCAAGGGACGAUAGUCACGUAUUCUGGAGCCGCGCGCAGCGCGUCGGCACUGCCACCACCACCGCCUCGCUAGUCCUGUAGGCGCCCGCAGACCGGUGGAGGUGCGCCGGGGGUGCGUCGUGGAUGGAAAGCGGGGAUCAAGAGAAGACGGGAGCCCCGGGUGGGUCCCCGGCGCUGCAGUGGCAUCCGCUCCAGCCUGCCUGGCCUGCGCUUAGCACCGCCUGGAGUGGCCUCUUUCUGCUUCCCCCUAUCCCCAGGCCGCUGGGACCAGUUGCUCCGGCAGCCCAGGCUGUGACCAGGGACACACAGCGACCUGGGUACCUAUAGGGCCACCACUUAGAGAAGGGAAGUGGUUUUCUCCUCUGCACCCAUCUCA